AUGGCAGCUAGGGACCGCUUUGGUGGUGCCUAUGCUGACCUGGGCCUAACUCCGCUGCAACGAGCUGUUCGCCAUGCUUGCGAUAUCUCUCACUACGAACCCAAUCUUGCCCUGAACCUCGAAGUCGCGGACUUGAUCAAUUCCAAGAAAGGCAAUGCUCCCCGUGAAGCGGCAUUUGAGAUUGUCCGCCUGAUCAACUCUCGAAAUCAGAAUGUCUCCUUACUGGCGUUGGCUCUCCUCGACAUCUGUGUCAAGAAUUGCGGAUAUCCUUUCCAUCUCCAAAUCAGUACCAAGGAAUUCCUGAAUGAGCUGGUCCGACGGUUUCCUGAGAGGCCAGCGUUGCGCCCCUCAAGGGUUCAACAUCGCAUCCUGGAGUCGAUCGAGGAAUGGCGACAGACUAUUUGUCAGACGUCGAGGUACAAGGAGGAUCUGGGACAUAUUCGGGAUAUGCACCGUUUACUUCUCUACAAGGGUUAUGUCUUUCCGGAAAUCCGAAACGAGGACGCUGCAGUCUUGAACCCCAGCGAUAAUCUCCGGUCGGCCGAGGAAAUGGAGGAGGAAGAAAGAGAGGCCCAGUCAGCGAAGCUCCAGGAGUUGAUCCGGAGAGGUACGCCGGCGGAUUUACAAGAAGCGAAUCGGUUGAUGAAGGUGAUGGCCGGAUAUGAUAAUCGACACAAGACUGAUUACCGGGCUAAGGCAGCCGAGGAAGUUGCUAAGGUACAACAGAAGGCCAAGAUUCUGGAGGAAAUGCUGCAAAGCCAGAAGCCGGGAGAUCGGGUCGCAGAAGGAGAUGUAUUCGAGGAACUUGCCAAUGCCUUACAAAGUGCCCACCCUAAGAUUCAGAAAAUGUGCGAAGAGGAGUCGGAUGAUCCGGAAGCUGUCCACAAAUUGCUAGAAAUCAAUGAUAGCAUACACCGCACCAUCGAACGGUACAAACUUGUCAAGAAAGGCGAUCUGGAUGCCGCAUCGAGGAUCCCUAAAGGCACCUUAGGAACAACGACCGGUGUGUCUAAAAACGCGAACAAUGAACUGUCCUUGAUCGAUUUCGACCCGGAGCCCAGCUCAAACGGUGAUACCUCGCAACCAGCGGGAGGAAGCUCUUUGGAGAAUGAUCUGCUCGGACUUUCGAUAGAAGAGCCAGCCCCCACUGGUGGUAUUUCCCUCGGACCUGGACCUGGACCUAUGCCUCCUAUGGUUUCUUCUACGCCGCCGGUGCCACAGGCCCCUCCAGCAUUCAAACCCAACUACGAUAUCCUGUCAUCGUUGAAUACCUCCCGUCCAGUGUCUCAAUCAUCAACGCCCGCACCGGCAGCGAUGCGCCCUCACAGCACCACUGCUACUCCGCCUCCGGCAGACCCUUUUGCCUCGCUGGUUUCGGCCAGUUCGCGGCACCCCAGUCCGUUCCCCUCGGUAACCCUCAGCCAACAACCCGCAUCGGCAGGAUCUGCCCUCCUAGACCUGGUGGGAGGUAGUUUUUCGCAACCCCUGGAUAGUCGCCCGAAGGCAGCCGAGGAGGACGAGUGGGAUUUCGCGUCCUCUCUCCCUGAAGGCAACAGUCUGCCGACGACGAAUCGCGUGCAGGUGUUAAACUCGUCGUUGCGGGUUGAAGUCGUGGCGCGACGACACCCUCAGCAGGCCCGGCAGAUCCAUAUGGUGGCUUUGUUUUCCAAUGGCACCAACCAGCCACUGAGCGAGUUGCAUUUCCAAGUAGCGGUGGAGAAGGCAUAUACGUUACAGCUUCGGCCCCAGUCGGGGCGGGAUAUUGCUGCGCUCCAAGCGAACGGCGUUCAACAGGAAAUGUUGGUGAGUGGCGUCGAAGCGGGCAAAGGUAAUUCGAUUAAGAUGCGGUUCAAAGUUUCUUAUCGGGUAGGCAACGAGCGAAAAGAGGAACAGGGAAUGGUUCCUCCCUUGGGAAUAGCUUAG
Messenger RNA from Aspergillus alliaceus, 1923 nucleotides. Its product is annotated as VHS domain protein. Lineage: Eukaryota; Fungi; Ascomycota; Eurotiomycetes; Eurotiales; Aspergillaceae. Gene Ontology annotation, cellular component: trans-Golgi network. Bases 1 to 1923 code for a protein of 640 amino acids. Gene Ontology annotation, biological process: protein transport to vacuole involved in ubiquitin-dependent protein catabolic process via the multivesicular body sorting pathway; Golgi to endosome transport; Golgi to vacuole transport. The transcript is spliced from 8 exons. Gene Ontology annotation, molecular function: ubiquitin binding; phosphatidylinositol binding. The record is from RefSeq and is a predicted model, not a curated record.